Messenger RNA from Ogataea haglerorum, 1107 nucleotides. RefSeq lists its product as uncharacterized. The transcript has a single exon. Gene Ontology annotation, molecular function: protein binding. NCBI's taxonomy places the organism in Eukaryota, Fungi, Ascomycota, Pichiomycetes, Pichiales, Pichiaceae. Bases 1 to 1107 code for a protein of 368 amino acids. The record is from RefSeq and is a predicted model, not a curated record.
AUGAGAUUUGGAAGAAAGCGCAGGAAGCUUGAUUUAAAGGUUCCAAGCAAUGAUCUCUCAUUUGGAAAGCUAAAACACUAUCAAAUAGGGGCGCAGGACCUCACUUUUGAGGACCAGGAACUGGCGCAAACGUACAACCAUAGAAACUCAUUACCGGGCAAGCAGUCCCCAGUUAAGGAAGCUGGAUCACUGAAGAGAUUAUGCUCUAGUCAAAUUGCUCAUGGGGCUGAAUGUAUCAUGCGCUAUCACAUAGAGGCAACGAACUCCAAUUGGAAUAUUUGGCGGCCUGUGUGGCAUUUUAUUCUUAAAUACGAAAAAGACACCCCUGCUAUUUUUGAGCUGUUUGCGGAGUAUUUUGCACAAAAAGACGACUUUUACUGUCACCGUAUACCAGCCAACUGGCGAAAUCUUGACAACUAUAAACGUGGCGUUUUUAUUGAAUUGAACUCGAUUAAUCGCAAACACAGAUUUGAAACAUUCUACCAGCAUGUUUCAUUAAGUUCGCUUUUCUCUGAACUACAUCACCUGAAAUUUGAGAGCUUGGUUGUGUUAUCAUUACAAGGGAUUGAUUUGACAAAAAGAAAUCUUUGUCUAAAUGUCCUAUCAAGCUUGAGAUACUUGAAUGUCUCUCACGCAAAUGUAAACGACCAGAUGCUUAAAAGCUGGAGCAUUAGCAUGAAAAAUGGCAAUUUGAAAAACCUUUGCUGCCUAAUCUUGAGUCAUAACAAUUUGGAAAAUGUCGAUUGCAUCCUGGAUUCUCCCUUACAGUAUUUUGAGACUGAAAUUGUGGUGAAACAUCCGCACUGGAACAAAAGUACAGAUGCCAAGCUAUCUGUUCUUUCGGAUGGUCUGAAAUUCCGUCAGAUCAUGGGCAAAGAGUAUUGCAGUUCACAGAUCAUUAUGGAUUAUAAAGUGUCGAACAUUGAAGGUAGCGAGUCGCUCAAAAAAUUGUGGAAGAGCAGAUCCCAGUCAUCAAAUCCUAGCCGUCGGAUAUUUCAGUAUAUUCGUAUUGCCGACCCCGAGGCAAAUACUUUCUCAAAGCGAACCAAACCUCGUCCUCAUGCGCGCGCAAAGAAACUCGAUGUGAAAACAUUUUUUGACAUAUAA